AUGGAGAAGGUGAACAUCGAGCCAUGUGUGAAGAUGGACACCCAAACCCUUGAUCUUCUCAAGAUAAGAGAUGAUGUCACAUGGUACAUAAGGAAGCUAGGCUUGAGCAAGCUCUUCAAGCUAGAAUGUAGUGAGUACUCACAACUCACCAAGGAGUUCCUCUCUACAGUAGCUCUUGCCUUUCCCAACCACAAUGGAGACCAACCAGCUGGUGAUGGACUCCUACUCUUCAAGAUAGGCGAUGCCAAUGGGCGCAUCUCCAUCUCAGCUCUAUGCCAACUCUUUGGACUUCCCAAUGAGACAGCACAUGACUUCAAGGAGAACUCAAAGAGGAAACAAGCUGCCUUUGCUGAUUGGACACACUUUGCCAAUGAACCAUUCUUGCCUUCAAGGUCAAAGGUGUCUAGAAUCACUCAUCCAGCCAUUCGCUAUGUGCACCGCCUCAUCUCCACCACUUUCCAAUGCAAACAAGAAGCCAACAAGGUCACAACUGAUGAGUUCUACAUCCUCACCACACCAUUCAUCAAGCAUGAGUACAAGGCCAACCUUGGACUUUUACUUGCCAAGACAUUCAUCAAUGUGAGGAAGCUAGCUCAAGACUUGGAAGGCAACAAGAAGCUUUGUGUUCGUUUUGGGAGGCUUAUCACGGCCAUAGUACUGCAUGUGGGGAUUGACAUUCCCAACUAUGAGCCACUACCCAAGCCAACCCCUUUGGAUCUCCAUGCUUUCAGCACAUCCACUUCCUAA
Messenger RNA from Microthlaspi erraticum, 747 nucleotides. The record is from the annotation of a GenBank genome assembly. NCBI's taxonomy places the organism in Eukaryota, Viridiplantae, Streptophyta, Magnoliopsida, Brassicales, Brassicaceae.